Molecule: messenger RNA, 1737 nt
Organism: Rhagoletis zephyria (snowberry fruit fly)
Lineage: Eukaryota; Metazoa; Arthropoda; Insecta; Diptera; Tephritidae
Product: arrestin domain-containing protein 17
Biological process (GO): protein transport
Cellular component (GO): cytoplasm
Source: RefSeq, a predicted model, not a curated record
GUAACUGCAACAGCAGCUGCUUUUAAUUAGUUGGGUGUGUUAAAUAGCUCAGUACUUUUUAAGCAAGUACUUAUCAGAAUCUCGUUAACAGGAAAAUAUAAGAUUCCGAUUGGAAUUUAUUGUUAAUCUAAAAUGGGGCUAAAAGGUUGUGAAAUUCAAUUGGAUAAUCCGUGGAAUACAUAUUACGCCGGUCAAACGAUUAACGGACAGGUGAAAUUGACUUUUGAUUCCACGAAAAAAGUGCGAGGUAUUAUAAUAAAAUUUCUGGGCGAAGCCAAUACUGAAUGGUCCGAGACCAAAACUGUAACCACUAGCGAAGGAAAGACUGAACAAGAAGAGGAAAAAUUGCGUGGUCAUGAGGAGUAUUUUCAAAUACAAUACUACCUUUUGGGCGGCAAGAAUAGUUCUGAGACUGAGCUUCCAGCCGGCACACACACUUAUCCAUUCACAUGUGCAUUGCCGCCCACACUACCCUCCUCAUUCGAGGGUGAAUUCGGUCAUGUGCGUUAUACGAUCAAAGUAACCUUGGAUCGCCCGUGGAAAUUCGAUCAGGAUAUGAAAAUGGCAUUCACGGUUAUUUCACCGGUCGAUCUCAAUGUAAAUCCACGUGUAAAGGAACCCUAUAAGCUCGAAUUGGAAAAAAGCUUUUGCUGCUUUUGUUGUCGCUCAGGUCCAUUGUCAGUUGUUACUACCGUACCGGUGACUGGGUACGUUUCUGGCCAAACAAUACCAAUUACUUGUGAAUGCGACAAUGCUAGUAAUGUUGGCAUAACAUCGGUAAAGUUUAUUUUGCGCAAACGUGUCACGUUCCAAGUUAAUCAGCCGCGUGCCGAUAAAAAACAAAGCAAAAUUACUAUUGCCGAAUUGGGUAUUGGCCCUGUUGCGGGCGGUGAGACGCGCACUUUUACACAGCAAUUGGAAAUACCAGCACUGCCACCAACAAAUUUGCUCAAUUGCGGUAUUAUUUCGUUGGAUUAUGAUUUGCAUAUUGAAUGUGAAGUAAGCGGUCCACAUCGUAAUUUAUCUGGUAAUAUACCCAUCAUUUUGGGUACAAUUCCAUUAGCAUCGUUCAAGCCACCAGCACCAUAUACGGAUGUGCCAGCACAAAUACCACCACAGCAGCAAGAUCAAGAUCCAUCACUGGCACCUACGCAACCGGUUAGUCCAGCAAGUCCCCCAAGUGAUGGUGCAGGUGGUGCGUUGGGUUGGAAUGUAGCAGAUAGUGCUGGUGGGCAACUAUAUCCGAAUAUACCACCACCGCAAUUUGUGGAGACACAGUUUCGUGCGCCAAAAAUAACAGGCAACGAGGAUUCAGAACAUACAACAGUUGUGGGUGAUGCUAGCUUUGCGCCACGCUAUCCAACUUUCCAAUUUAAUAAUGCAACUGCUCCGCCACUUCAUUAAAGCAAGGAAAAUUUAAGUCAAUUGGCGUCUAGAAAGACAGCGUCGGAAAGACAUCACAUGCAUAUACAUAAAUACAUAUAUAUAAAUGUUUUUGUUCGACAGCUACUAUGUUUUGUUGCAGUUUAAAUGUCGCACAAAUCUAAAAAAUAAAAUAAUUUUCACUCGUUUGGUCAUAAACUACGCUUCCUUUCAGUUAAUCUAAUGGAAAAUGCAAUUGGCAUCCGUCCGCAAUGCUUCUUAAAUAUAUAUUUUAUUUCUCAUAAAGUUAAAAAUACGAUGAAAUCAAUAAAGGAAGAUUAAAAUAAAGACGAGUGCCUAGAAAAUUUGCAAUUA